Aspergillus melleus is the source of this 990-nucleotide messenger RNA. RefSeq names its product WD40 repeat domain-containing protein. The coding region runs from base 1 to 990 and encodes 329 amino acids. Gene Ontology annotation, molecular function: protein binding. Gene Ontology annotation, cellular component: transcription repressor complex; nucleus. The record is from RefSeq and is a predicted model, not a curated record. The transcript is spliced from 2 exons. NCBI's taxonomy places the organism in Eukaryota, Fungi, Ascomycota, Eurotiomycetes, Eurotiales, Aspergillaceae. Gene Ontology annotation, biological process: negative regulation of transcription by RNA polymerase II.
AUGCAAACACUGGAGGGCCAUUCUGAAUCGGUUACCUCGGUCGCCUUCGCAGGCAAUGGCCAGCUGCUGGCAUCCGGCUCGCACGACAACACCAUUAAGCUGUGGGAUGCGGCCACGGGCGCUCUCAAGUAUACACUAGAGGGCCAUUCUGACUGGGUUUACUCGAUCGCCUUCGCAGGCGACGGCCAGCUGCUGGCAUCCGGCUCGCGCGAUAACACUAUCAAGCUAUGGGAUACAGUCACGGGCGCUCUUAAGCAUACAUUGAAGAGCUAUUCUGACUGGGUUUACUCAGUCGCCUUCGCAGAUGACGGCCAGCUGCUGGCAUCCGGCUCAGAUGAUAACACUAUUAAGCUGUGGAAUGCAACCACGGGCACUCUCAAGUAUACACUAGAGGGCCAUUCUGACUCGGUUACCUCGGUCGCCUUCGCAGGCGACGGCCAGCUACUGGCAUCUGGCUCGUAUGAUAAUACUAUCAAGCUGUGGAAUACAGUUACGGGCGCUCUUAAGCAUACAUUGAAGAGCCAUUUUGGCUGGAUUACCUCGGUCGCCUUCGCAGGCGAUAGCCAGCUGCUGGCAUCCGGCUCGUAUGAUAACACCAUUAAGCUAUGGGAUACGGCCACGGGCGCUCUCAAGCAUACACUGGAGAGCCAUUCUGACUCGGUUACCUCAGUCGCCUUCACAGGCGACGGCCAGCUGCUGGCAUCUGGCUCGUAUGAUAAUACCAUCAAGCUGUGGGAUACAACUACGGGCGCUCUCAAGCAUACACUGGAGGGCCAUUCUGACGAGGUUUACUCGGUCGCCUUCGCAGGCGACGGCCAGCUGCUGGCAUCUGCCUCGCUCGACAGCAUCAUCAAGCUGUGGGAUACAGCCACGGGCGCUCUCAAGCAUGAUAUAAGCACUGGCAAUGUUGCUACCGACGAGCUUUUGAUAUCCGAAACUGCUAUGAAAGCUUCUCAACUUCCUCCGAGAAGGUGGCAGAGGUAUCUCUGA